AUGCAACCAUCGGGAAGUAUCGAUGCACUUAGCUCAUGUAUUCAUCUAAUUCCAUCUGAAUCGGUCAACAUCUCUUCACGUGAAAGUGUGUCAUCAUCAACAAGUGAUGGAUUGAUAGGAAACUACGAACAAGGUGCUGACCGAAUCAUUCGUCUUGAGCAAGAAUUGAAUGCUGCUAGACAUUCAAUUGCUGAGAAGGAAGCGAAAUGUACACGAUUGAGUGAGCUUCAGAAUCAUGUAGAUUCUGAAGUACAGGAACUGACCGAGAAACUCUUCCAAGAAGCCUAUCGAAUGGUUAAUGAUGCUGAAAGUCGUCGAGCUAAGGCUGAAAAAUUGCUUGCUGAAAGUCACUUGAAAGUUGACAUGUUAAUGGCUGAAGUUGAAGCUUUAAAAAUUAUCGUAAAGUCACCAAUAUCCUCUACGUCGCAAAUAACACAUUUGACUGGUAUAACACCUCAGCGAACCAGCUUAGCAUCACGUUUUCUUGGCAGCACACGACGGAAGGAACGACAUAGUUCUGGAAAUUGUCGUAAAAGUUACACUUUACCAUCGUCGGGACGGGAUUCGACAUCAUUAGCACAAAGUGAACAACGUGAACCAAUAUCUGAGAUCGAUCCUAUUUAUCACAGAGAAUUCACACAAUGGAAAGAACAAGGUGCUUCAAUGGAUGAGAAUUCACCUUUUCUAUCACGUAUCAUUGCAGAAGAUGUUUAUCCUUGUCUUAACUUUAUUAACACUAAGCUAACAGAGCAAGUUUUGGGUGCAAUCAAAACAAAUACUUUGGAACUAGAAGCCGUUUCGGAAGCAAAACCUGUUGUUAGGACUUGUGCGUUAUCUAUGGUUCCACGUUUCUCUCCGUAUAAAAUGAGAGUUAACGGUGAUUCCGAAUGGUGCUAUAUUUCAUUAUUGGCACGAAAUCGGAUAGCUGCAGUAUGUGAUUUCUUUACCUAUAUUCGUUAUGUAAACCAAGGAAUUGUCAAAUGUGGCGUACAUGAUUCAUACUGGGAUAUUAUAACAUUACGCAAAAAUAUAACACUGGCAAGACUUGGUUUGAAUUUCAUCCCGAAAAUUGGAGGUUCACAAAAUGAAUCUUUAUGA
Molecule: messenger RNA, 1098 nt
Organism: Cercopithifilaria johnstoni
Lineage: Eukaryota; Metazoa; Nematoda; Chromadorea; Rhabditida; Onchocercidae
Source: the annotation of a GenBank genome assembly